Molecule: messenger RNA, 819 nt
Organism: Penicillium lagena
Lineage: Eukaryota; Fungi; Ascomycota; Eurotiomycetes; Eurotiales; Aspergillaceae
Exons: 1
Coding region: 1-819 (272 amino acids)
Source: RefSeq, a predicted model, not a curated record
AUGAGAGGUGUCUCUUACGUCUGGGCCAAUACGAACGGCUUGGCCAUUGGCGAAAAGGCUGAGAUAUACUGGGGCAUUCGACUUUACGAGCUAGCUCGUGAAUUCGGCGUCAAACAUUUUCUUUACGCCGGUCUUGAGUAUGCCUCCAAGCUCGGGAACUUCGACCCUAAAUAUCGAACCGGCAAUCUAGACGGCAAAGGGAAAGUGGUCGAUUUCAUAUCUCAUCAGCCAACUGCUCCGAUGGCGUGGUCUAUUCUGACAUCUUGUCCAUACAUGGAAGGUCUCUCUGAGUUCAUGCGGCCUUUGCCAGACCCGAAUGACCCGGGCACGAUGGUCUUCACAGCGCCUCUAGGAAAUGGAAAAUGUCCGUUAAUCUAUCUUGAGGACUAUGGACAGUAUGCCCGAUGGCUGCUUGACAAUCCCGCGAGGAGUAACGGUCUCGAAUUGCAUGUCGGCACAGAGGAUAUUGCGUGGACAGACCUCGCGACAGUCUUCACUACAGUGACCGGAAUAAAUGCAGUCUACAAAGAUGUUACUUUGGACAAAUACUUUCAGCUUGGCAUUUGGCCGGACCCAGAUGUCAUACUGGGUUACUCCGCCGGCUGUGACGACGGUUCAUUUAUGACCGUGCGAGAGAACUAUUCUGGGUUUUGGAAUACCUGGAAAGAUAAUUUGACGAAGAGAGAUUAUCAGCUGUUGGACGACAUCCUGCCAACUAGAGUGAAGAGCGUUAAGGAAUGGAUGGUGAAAACUGGAUACAGAGGGCACUACGUAUCUGUUUUGAAGGACCGUCGAGACACGGUUGGGAAAGGAAAAUGA